UUCACGCCAUUUUAGCGAUUUAUAAGUAUUUUUCAGUUUGAUUCUUGGUAGCUCUGGAGUGUCUACGAUGCCCUUGUGGAUGGCUGUGUGAUGUCGCUACAUAGGCGUUUCCAUUGGUGUGUUUGGUCAAGAUGACAUCACCUGUACGUGUGAAGCAGGAGCGUGUUUCCAUAUCGUAUCCUACACGUUUACCCGAUCCUGCCGCCCUGGUGUGUAGCAAGAUGACUUCGUACCCUUCGCUGUCUGUGUCCAUCUUGCUAGAGGGGUCGGAUGCCGAGCGUGCUGAGAAGACCCAAUUGCUGCUAUUGCAGUUAUCGCGUAGCCACCAUAGCGAGCAUUUCAACCUGGAAUCGGACGCCACAGUGUUCAACACAUUGCUACGCAGUGCUAGCGGCCCACUCCAGGUAAAGUUAUGUGAGCUUUUAGUUGCCUACAUCAAGGCAGUCCAUCUGGACACUGCCAUAGAUGAUAAUGAAGCUGGGAUUAGUUCGACUGCCGAUUUGUGGAUGUUCUACCGUGUAAUUCACGAUGCACUGGUGGAAUUCGCUUUGCCAAAUGUUAAAGCCGGUGAUUAUUGCGCUAUGUUCUUAUGUAACCUGAUUUCGGUAUGCUCAUCUAAUAGGUUAUUUCGUGAUAUUGUUAACCUUUUCGGUGCCAGCGUUCGUGAGAAUCUGGUGGGUGUCAGUGAGGAUAAUGGAUCUUGUGAGCUGUUGGCCACGAACGCUCGUCGUGUGAUUGGCGUGAUGAAGCUAUUACUAUUCUUGACCAAGUCAUUCUCCACUCCACCGGCACCGUCUGCUGAGUUGUGCGAUAUAUCCUGCAGUGUCAUCACCGGUACCAAGACGCAUCUAUGCAGGCUGUACAGUUACAAUGUCAUUGCAUUCUUGCUGCGCAACAUACUGGAUCCCGAUAUAAUUCGAAGCACGCUGCCAACACUGGGUCCAUCGCAAUUGAAGCAUGUUAUGGCACUCCUGAAGGAGGCCAACCAUCUUACCGACAAGCGCACUUGGAGUUACCAGUACACCUGCACUCCACGUUUGGAAGAUCAGGAUUCAGGUCCCGUGGAGACCGUUACUGCAGCUACUCUGGCUGCUGAGCCAGACCCAGAAUCCAACUCGAGGGCCGUUGCUGACGUGGCCCUUAGGGAAAACGAGCCCGAUGUACCGCAGGAGCAUUUGCCGGGGCCACCUGUAAUUGAGACUAACAUCGAGACCCCUAGGACGAUGCCGCUGCCUCAUAACAGUAUUUCCUUCACCCCCGCCACGCAUUUGACCACGGGUUCUAUACAGGACUUGCCCACUACAUUCAGGGACACCUCAAGGGCUGUGACGAGGACUGAUACUGCCAGUAGGGGUAGCGUGGCACCUGCCACCGCCAGGGUGUCCAUGCAACCCUCGGUUGCCAGCGAUACGGUGUCCAACUUCAGACCAGAGUGGUACCGAAUGCUGUCAGCCCAGUUUGGUAUCGCGUCGUCCAAUAAAUCGGGCGCGAUAGACCGCGAGGCCUGGAAACGGAAGAAUGAAGUGCUGACCAAUGUCCUCGACAGUUUGGAACGCGUCAAUGGUACAUUGUCUCUGGGCGCAUUCGGUCCGCAACUAGUGGAACUGCUCGAGGCCAUAUUCAAGUUUGAAUCUGCUAUCCCAGUAAUUUUGGGCGGCCUAAGGCUACUCUAUUAUCUAUUGGAUAAAAGCGGGUCGGCCCUGGCUAAACACAUGAGGAACCCGUCCAUCAUCGACCUCGUGUUCGACCGUUUGAAGGAUACCAACAGUAAGGUGCAAUCCGCUGCUAUAUCAUGCGUGGCCUACUUGAUACUCUACAGCGACAGGGGCAUGGUAUUAGAUGCGGUAAAACGCUCGUUGUGCCAUAAGACACCACAGUGCCGUGUUGCCAUGUGCAGUAUCAUCAGCGGGACGGUAGCUAUCCCAGAGGGUGCCAUUGGCAUGUACAAGGAACUGCGCCAGCACAAGGCGCAACUGAUCCAUAUCCUUAAUACCAUGUCAUCGGACAAGAAUGUCAAAGUACGCUCCGCAUCCAUUGAGUGCAUCCGGGCAUUGAACGACCCUAACUUCAAGCCGCGUGUUGUGGAUACCAGUGUUAAAACAGUUCCACGGGCUAGUAGCGCUCCAGUGCAGACUGUUGAACAGGCUGCCACUGGCCCCGUGAAGCGCAAGCUUGUACGGCGUUUCCUCAAGCGCAGUAUGCCAAAGAAGAGAGUGGAGACUAGUGUACCAGCAGAGGCAUCUACAGUGGUGGCAGAAUGCCUACCUACUGUAGAUGCCACUACAGGUCCUCUGUUGGACCACGCAGUAUCCCAGGAGCAUCCUGUAUUGGUGGCACCAUGUGACACUGAAACUGUCAACGAGGUGAUUACCUCACCCCGGUGGGAAAGCGCACCUCCCGAAGCCCCUAUUGACGUUACCGCAAGCCCAGAACCUACUGUGGAGGUGCCUUACAUCCCUGAAAUCGUGGAUUUGGGGCAUUUAACGCCACCGAGGCGUGUGGAUUCCCCUGGGACUAGAGUUGACGAGGCACCUGCCGAGUUGAACACUUCAGAGCCUGUGAAUCUGGAAGCCAAGUGCACAGCUUGGGAGUCCACUUUAAAUGAUGCCAAGGAACUCCGGGAUGACAUUGCCUCCAGUGGCCAAAAGCGCCUUGAGCUCAUUGAAUUGUUAUGUGACGCACUUUCACGCGGUACCUGUGACAGCGUGGCAUUGCGCUGCUUAGGCCGCGUGCUAACCUGUGUUAAGGAAAUGGAUCAAAAGGUAUGCCAGCGGGAGUGUGAAGUGCUUCUGCCAGCUUUGCUGGAAUGCCACAACAGGCACCCAGAGGAUUCCAAGAUAUGUUUUGGUCACUUACAAGUGGUCUCGGCAACAGACGAUUUAAUAGCGCUGUUGCCAGAGGACCACUUGUGGCGUUGCGAAAUGUUAGCCAGAUUACCGUCAGUGGACGAUAGUGCUGUUACCUUACCUGGUGUGGUAUCCGAGGGCCCGGUAGCCAUGAAUGGUGAUCCCGGCAUUACUGUGUACCGAGAGUCAGUUGAUGCUAGCUCUAUGUCACCCAGCCCCGUUAUGGGUGAUAUAACAUCUCCAUCCACUUCAACACCACGUGUUACCAAGGAUGCAGAAGCUUUACAGUCUAGCCAUCGCACCCCAAGCACACGCCAGUUGGAUGUAUCGCCGGACUCUGAUGUUAUCAUCGAUAACGGUUCCCCGAGGUUGUCUGGAGGUACCCAUGAAUCGGAUCCGUUGGAGAAGAUUCCCGAUGCCGUUGUCAUCCACAGCAAGGGUGACUCCACCCCUGUCAACCGGGGCAUGUCACCAAACACCGCUACGCUAUCGCCCCCGAAGCUAGAUUGUGACUCCAGGGCUAUGCUAGAUGACCCUGGUACCCACAUCAUGGCCACUACCACUAUCGCAAACCAUGAUGAACCCGAGUUUGAACGUUUUCCAUCCGUGGUAACGGAAGCAGCUGGUGAUAUAGAUCUUUGCAUACCAGAUCAAGUUGACAUACAGUUGUACGACACUGGAGCUAAGGACGUAUCCCCUGGACUCAGUAAGUUGAUUGGUACCGAGGCACUCCCUAGUGAAAUCGGUAUUCAAACAAGCCCCUCGAUACUAGAGUCAAGCUUGGAACCUGCUAUAGAUAAUCCCGAGGAAACUGGGCGCAUAUUCUCGGAUGGAGUUACAUAUUCUAUCCGUGCGGAUAGCAUCACUUCCGCGGCACUCGAGUCAGCUAGGAGUUCCAUAUCCAGGAUGCUGUCAUGCAGCGUCGAGCACAGUGACACUGGAAUCCGCAGUAGCGAGAGCUUUGAUAGCAGCAUGAAGCUGGUAGAGUCCAUUCUAGCAGAUUGCUCCUAUGUGGCCAACUUCUGCCUACUGUCGAAUUACAAGGAUUACCAUGCACUCGUGCCUUCGUUUUACGAUGAAGGCAUGAUUGAUGGUUGCAUAGAGCGCUGCCAGAACGUACUGUCCAAUAUAUCGCGCUUCUCCGAUAGCCGGGUGCUCUCUGCACUGUCCCCGGUAUUGAUAGACGCGUGCCACGUAUCUAUACUGCGUCUGUGCAAGGAGGUUGAGAACUUUAACCAGCUUGGUAUUGGCAUAACCAAGGUAUUGGAGGCUAUAGUGUCGCUGAUCGAGCUUUUUACCGCGGCUGCAUGCCACCUGGAUGGCAGGGCACUGUUACAGUACUGUUCAGUUGUCAUCCACUGCCUAGCACUCCCCAAGGCAUGCUUCCAGGAAAACGUCAAGCUGUACAAUGGACUCAGCCGCUUAAUAUCGGUGAAUGCCCUGGAGCAGGAUAUUGACAUAUUGGCACGCCUGUUGGUGGUAAGUGUCGAACUGAGCGUGCAGUCACUUCGACGCGGCGACGGCGGCCGCAUACUGCUGGCCAUGCUCAGGCUGACGAAGAUAUUCCAGGUCCAGAUACUGCUACGCCUCAGCUGCGACAAGGCGGUGAACUCGUUAACACGCUCAGAGCUCUACAAGUGCCACUCAACCUUUGUUGCUAUGCUGCGCACAUACCUCCAAGGCUCCGAGCGUAGCGCAUCGAUUGAAUCGCGCGUGCAGGACGCUCUACGCCACUCUGGCAUCAUGAUGCGCUCAUUAUGCCAAGCUGAGUCAUAACCCGCCAGUGGCUGUACGGUACCCCAAACACUGUCUAAUGUACAUUUGAUUAUAUUAAUCUGUGUUGCUAAGUUGAGCACUGGCCGUGAAUACGAAAUAUUCACGGCAAUGUG
Babesia bovis T2Bo is the source of this 4735-nucleotide messenger RNA. RefSeq lists its product as uncharacterized. The record is from RefSeq and is a predicted model, not a curated record. The coding region runs from base 132 to 4622 and encodes 1496 amino acids. NCBI's taxonomy places the organism in Eukaryota, Apicomplexa, Aconoidasida, Piroplasmida, Babesiidae. The transcript has a single exon.